Aplosporella prunicola CBS 121167 is the source of this 1253-nucleotide messenger RNA. RefSeq lists its product as uncharacterized. Lineage: Eukaryota; Fungi; Ascomycota; Dothideomycetes; Botryosphaeriales; Aplosporellaceae. Bases 26 to 847 code for a protein of 273 amino acids. The transcript is spliced from 4 exons. The record is from RefSeq and is a predicted model, not a curated record.
AUCAACAAUAUCAACAAUAUCAACAAUGACUCUCAACACUACCUGCCUCGUCACUGGCGCAAACCGCGGCAUCGGCAAGGGCCUAGUCGCCUUGUAUCUGGCGCGCCCGCACCACACCGUCAUUGCCGCCGUCCGCGAUCCCGCGCACCCCUCCGCGCAAUCGCUUCGCGAGCUGGGUCUCGCUCAAGAUGCAAAUGACGGGAGCACCACCUCACGCCUCAUUAUUAUCCAGAUGGACUACGCGUCGUCUGCGUCAAUCAAGGCAGCUUUCGCUGCCCUCGCCUCCGACCACGCCAUCCAUUCGCUCGAUGUAGUCAUCGCAAACGCAGGCAUCGGCUAUACCACGGGUCGGCCGCUGGCCGAAGAAAGCCGCGACGAGCUGCAGCGCUUUGUCGAGGUGAACGCGCAUGGUCCGCUUGAGCUGUUCGGCGCGGCAUUGAAGAUGAUGCAGGAGGCGGCGGAAAGAAGGAGAAAUGAGAAAGGGGACCAGGGGAAGAAGCCCCGGUUCGUGCUUGUGUCCAGCAACGUAGGUAGUUUUGGGCUGAAUGCCAGCUUCCCGGGAUACGCGCUGUACGGCGCGAGUAAGGCGAUGGCGAACUACUUGAUCAAGUGGCUGGCUCAAGAGAAUAAGGAGGUGGUUGCUUUUGUAGUACAUCCUGGGCCUGUUAAGACAGACAUGGGAAACAACGCCCGUGACCAAGGAGAAAAAAUGGGGUUGAAAUUGGACCUAAAAUGGCUGGAGGUGGAGGACAGUGCAGGCCAGAUUCAAAAAUUGAUUGACGAUGCUGAAAGCAAAGACUUUGGUGGCCGCUUUCUACAGUAUGAUGGUGCAGAACUACCUUGGUAGGCCGUAGAAGUACAAUAGGAAAUUUCUGAGUUGCAGAAACAUAUUCAUUCUAGGAAGGAAUUGGACACAACCAAGUCAUUAAGCGAUAUCCUACCGCGUAGCCUGCAGCGACUCUGCCUGCGGGACGACAUGAUCCUUUACAUGGUAUUUGUUCAAGGUGGUGAAGAAGACCUUGAAUCGGUGACGCGAAUUCCUGGCACGUGGUACGGGGAUGUCUUUCUUGAUGUUUUUGUAUCUUACAUUGAGAGUGUAGGAGGUGAGGAAAGGUCUUUAACACGCCUUGAAACAAAGCCACUUGAUGAGGAAAUCAGCGAGCAUUGCGGCCAUGGGGAUGGUAAUAUAUGGCAGAAAAGACAUCUAGAUAGGAUGCAAGAGGUGUGUAGUAAAGCGGGGAUAACGAAUAAAC